Messenger RNA from Oppiella nova, 555 nucleotides. NCBI's taxonomy places the organism in Eukaryota, Metazoa, Arthropoda, Arachnida, Sarcoptiformes, Oppiidae. The record is from the annotation of a GenBank genome assembly.
CAAAGUGUGCAAACGAUUCAAGAGUCCGAUUCAAGUGAUGAUAAAAGUGUAUCAAAAAUACCGUUCCGUAGGAAACAGUUGUUUAUACUAAUACUGUUAGCUUACGGCAACUUUUGGGUGGCCGCUUGUGUCAGCCUCCAGGCGCCCUUCUUUCCCAAAGAGGCCGAAUCCAAAGGCGCGACUCCCACUCAAUAUGGGUUAGUGUUUGGUAUCUAUGAACUCAUGAUUGCCAUCACAUCCCCUCUCUUCGGCAAAAUGAUUGCUUCCGUAUCUCCGGUCCUGUUGUGCGAAAUCGGACUCUUUGUGUCGGGUUUUAGUACUGUUUUGUUCGGAGUGUUAGACAACCUUCCCGUGGGAACACCGUUUAUAGCCAUGUGUUUUGUGGUCCGUAUAGUCGAGGGCGUAUCGGCUGCCGCUUUCAUGACCGCCUCGUAUGUAAUAAUGGCUAAAGAGUUCUCCGAUAGAAUUGCCACCACUUUCUCACUGUUGGAGACCUGUUUCGGUUUGGGUCUCAUAUUAGGGCCGACACUCGGCGGCGCUUUCUAUCAAUUGGGA